AUCUCGCCGCAGAGGAUGUCGAGAUAGACGAACCACCAGCAGGCGCUUUUAUUUAAGGCUACCGUCACCUCCGGUGAACCUCCAACUCCAUCGUCAACACACGGUGUCAUCGUCCCUUGCUCUCUUUCUGCUUGAAAAAGAACAGCCCAAUGAAUUGGGUUUAGGGUUUAGGGACGACUGAACCCUCCUGGGAGAGUGAAAAAGAACCCAGGGCGAUUCAAUCAGCACUCUUUUCCAAGAACCUGGUCAAAGAAGAAAAGAUCACCCUCCUCGCUCUUUCAGGACGCGAGCGCGGCACUAGUUCUAAUGUAUACGAUUAGUUGGUGAGGAGGCGCAGAAAAGGUUCUUCAAGGCCAUGGACAAGGAUGAGCUUACCCAGUUGCGUCCAGGUGCUCAAAGUCCCGGAAUAGAAUUUCCCAGACAAGAAAAGAAAAAAAAGAACAACCGUGAACAACUACAGCGGGAAGCAGUUAAGGCUUGCCAUAACUCAUCUUAUUAAUCAAUCAUGGACCAGCACAGCUCUGGACCUGGAGAACUUCUUUAACAUACAUCUUAAUAAAAGAGGCGCUCUUGGUCUUGGAACGUUUUCAAGGGGAAAACGCGUGAGAGAUAAACUUCUCCGAGAUGAAUUUAGGGAAGGUCUAAAACAGCGAGUCGUGCUAGUGG
Molecule: messenger RNA, 666 nt
Organism: Amoebophrya sp. A25
Lineage: Eukaryota; Dinophyceae; Syndiniales; Amoebophryaceae
Source: the annotation of a GenBank genome assembly